Messenger RNA from Planococcus citri (citrus mealybug), 1994 nucleotides. Its product is annotated as facilitated trehalose transporter Tret1-like. The record is from RefSeq and is a predicted model, not a curated record. Gene Ontology annotation, cellular component: membrane. The transcript has 2 exons. Gene Ontology annotation, biological process: transmembrane transport. Bases 358 to 1806 code for a protein of 482 amino acids. Gene Ontology annotation, molecular function: transmembrane transporter activity. NCBI's taxonomy places the organism in Eukaryota, Metazoa, Arthropoda, Insecta, Hemiptera, Pseudococcidae.
CACCUAACUAUGCCCAAAAUAAAAAAUAUGUAUCAAAAUCGUACAUCGGUUCAAACUAAUUACCUACUUAAUCCCACAUGUUAUAAAAAUUGGUUUGAAAAAAAUUAUAACACGUAAUUAUACUUAAUUAAAAUUCUCGACGUUAUCAAUGAAAAAAAAAGGAGGUGAUAGAAAUCACCUAUAAUAUUGAUACAGAAUUCGCCUAAUUACUCGUUGAUUAAACGCUAAUGGGAUAAAGCUCGCUAAAGAGUUGGUAAUUGUGUUUUUAGCAUUUCUAGUUGCUCUCUUCGCGUGACUUGGUUUCAUUUUUUAAAAUAAGUUUCGUGAUGAUUUAAAAGUGACGGGUGUGCUUUUAAAAUGGCAAAUUUGGCCGACGAGAAGAAAAUUAAAAGGGAUGGCAUCCGACAGGUCAUCAGCUGUAUAGUUGUUUUCCUUCCAGUGAUGUGCGGAGGCAUAGCCUCAGGAUGGUCCAGUCCCACCGAAAAAUACCUCAGAAACAUGACAGAAACGUGGAAAGAUUGCCCCGAACUGAAUACUACAGCUUCGGGUUCAUUAACUGAAGAAGAAUUUUCAUGGGUUACUUCGGUUUUAUACUUCGGCGGAAUGGCUGGUUGCCUGAUAUGGAACCCGAUAACCGAAACAUUCGGUAGAAAAAUUGCCGGAUAUAUCGUUGGUCUUCUGCAAACCUCAGCUUGGGCAGGUAUUCUAUACAAGACGGAUUUCAAAAUACUCCUAAUAUGCAGAUUUCUGUUGGGUGUAUCAGUCAGUGGAGGUUUAGUAGUCGGUAUGUCUUACACGAAUGAAAUAACCAGCGCAAGAUUAAAAGGUCCGAUGAGCUCCUUAGGAGCAAUUUUCCUCAACGGCGGAUUCCUCGUGGUAUACCUUUGCGGAUCGUUUUUUCCUUACAACGUACUGAACACAAUUUGCUUAUCGUUUCCUAUCGCAUUUCUUCUCAUGUUCUUCAAACUACCGGAAAGUCCGCUUUAUUUAUUAAUGGAUAACCAAGAGCAACGAGCCAAGGAAUCAUUCAUGUGGUUUAGAGGCAACAAAGAGCACAAAGUUGGUAAAGAAAUGGCUGCCAUACAAGCUUCUCCUGCUUUCCAAUCACGUGUAUCUUUCAAAGAUUUAUUCACCUCGAGAAGUACAACUGCUUCGGUUAUCAUAGCGAUGAUGUUAUUAUCCGGUCAGCAGAUAUCUGGAAUUACCAUCAUCACCAGUUACACGGAGUUGAUUUUUGGCAAAUCUGGGAAUAAGAUCUCGCCGUCGUUUUCUACUGUUAUAAUGGGCCUGAUUCAAAUAUUCGGUUGUUGUAUUCCUGGUCUAUUGGUUAACAGGGUUAACCAAAAAUUAUUACUAGUCAUAUCGUACGUAUUAGCUGCGAUGUCGUUGUUUGGAGUUGGAGUUGCAUUCUCGUUACUUGAACGAGGCUACGAUAGUAAUUUCAUAAAGACUUUGCCUUUUAUUGGUGUGUUGUGUUAUAUUUUAAGUUUUACCACAGGUAUUGCUAAUGUACCUUUUAUUAUUUUUACUAGAAUAUUUGAACCCAAAGUGAUGAGCUUAGCUAUGAGUUACGGUCAAUUGGCUGGGAGUAUAACGGCUUUUUUAACUGCUAAAUUAUUUUUCACUCUGACCGACAACUUGAAAUAUAGUGGAACUUUUUACUUUCUUGGCUCGUGUUGUAUAAUAAUGGCUAUGUAUGUUAUGAAGUUUAUUGAUGUUGGACGUUCUCCUCUUCCUCGAAAACAAGAAAUUUCGGUGCACAUUGAAGACAUUGAAAAAAGUAAACAAGAGUUAAUCGUUAAUUAGAGUUUACAUUUUUUCCUUUUUCAUGCUCAAAAGGUUUGUUUUUUGUUCUUUUUUUUGAAAAAAAAAAAAUGAAAAAAAUUGUUAGUCAUUAUGAGAAUUUUGUAAUAAGACUUUUUAAAUUAUUAUUAUUUUUUACGUAUUGAAUGUGUAAGUAUUCGAAUUGAUAAAUAAAAUGAUUUUUUGUUUAA